Aphanomyces astaci is the source of this 327-nucleotide messenger RNA. RefSeq lists its product as hypothetical. The record is from RefSeq and is a predicted model, not a curated record. The transcript has a single exon. Bases 1 to 327 code for a protein of 108 amino acids. NCBI's taxonomy places the organism in Eukaryota, Oomycota, Saprolegniomycetes, Saprolegniales, Verrucalvaceae.
AUGCGCGCAGUGGCCCUGUACCCGAGCGGUCCGUGGAAACACAUUGGCGCGGUCGUGAUCACGCGGUCUAUCCGCCAGAUUCAAACUCACGCCCAAAAGCUGCGCGAAAAGGCGGCAAGACACGAUCGCGGACUCAAGAUCAAGACCAAUCACCAGUCGGGUGUGGCGCUGCCGUCGUAUUUCCUCGCGAGAGGCCGCAGCGUGAACGACAGGGCCUUGGGCGACACUCACAACGCAACCGAUCACACAACCGACGCAAGGGGCUUGCCACUCGACGAAUGUCUCGACUUUUUUUUUCAAAUCAUCGACGACGUUGUCGUGGUGUAA